Molecule: messenger RNA, 4647 nt
Organism: Podarcis lilfordi (Lilford's wall lizard)
Lineage: Eukaryota; Metazoa; Chordata; Lepidosauria; Squamata; Lacertidae
Source: the annotation of a GenBank genome assembly
AGGUGGUUUGCAAUUUAAUGGAACCAUCUCUCCAAUGGUGCCCGGUACAGGCCACAUGAUCUCCUGCAAUGAUUUUGCAAAGUUUUUGCAAAUAAAGUCGCUCAGAUUAAGAGAGGCAGACUCCCCCGUGGGAGCAGGGCGGGGGCUGGUGAGUGCUAGAGUCCUGUCUAGUAAAGUUGCGUGGGAUCAAUUCCAAUCUGUUAUGUCCGAGGAUGUGGACAGGCUGCUUAGAUGAGUGAAACCAACCACCUGUCUCCUUGAUCCUUGCCCAUCCUGGCUCAUAAAAUCUAGCCGGGAAGGGCUGGGCGAUGGGCUCCAUGGGGUGGUGAAUGCUUCUCUCUGUGAGGGAGCCUUCCCAGACACACUGAAAGAGGCAGUUACAGUGGUACCUCAGGUUAAGAACUUAAUUCGUUCUGGAGAUCUGUUCUUAACGUGAAACUGUUCUUAACCUGAAGCACCACUUUAGCUAAUUGGGCCUCCUGCUGCCGCUGUACAAUUUCUGUUCUCAUCCUGAAGCAAAGUUCUUAACCCAAGGUAAUAUUUCUGGGUUAGCGAAGUCUGUAACCUGAAGCGUAUGUAAUCCGAGGCACCACUGUAUUAAACUGCUUCUUAAAAAAAAAUCUUUAGACCCAGCCAAUACAGCCAACUAUCGCCCAGUCUCAAAUCUUCCAUUCUUUGGCAAGGUGCAUGAGUGGGUGGUUGUUGAACAACUCCAGGGACGCCUGGAAGAUGUGGACCAUUUGGAUCCCUUCCAGUUGGGAUUCAGGCCUCAUCAUGGGACUGAAACUGACCUGGACACGAUAAUUUCCGGCGGGCUAGGGACAAAGGUGAGAGCUAUUUCCUAGAUCUGCUGGAUCUUUCAGAGGCUUUUGACACCAUUGGCCAUAACAUCCUUCUGGAUCAACUAGAGGGGCUGGGAGCUGGAGGAACUGUUAUACACUGGGGCUUGUUCAGAAAGUGGUGUUGGGGGAUGAGUGUUCAGACCCCUGAGCUCUCACUUGUGGGGUGCCUCAGGGUUCCGUCCUCUCCCCAUGCUUUUCAGAUUUCUACAUGAAGCCGCUGGGAGAGAUCAGGGGGUUUGGGCUGGAUGUUCAUCAGUAUGCGGAUACCCAGCUCUACCUCUCUUUCAAAUCAGAACCAGUGAAGAUGAUGAAGGUCCUGUGUGAGUGUCUGGAGGUGGUUGGAGGAUGGAUGGCAGCUAACAUAUUAAAGUUGAAUGCUGACAAGGUAGAUGUCCUUUUUGGGAGACAGGAGGCAGGCAGGUGUGGAGAACUCCCUGGUCCUGAAUGGGGUAACUGUGCCCCUAAAGGACCAGGUGCACAGCCUGGCGGUCAUUUUGGAUUUGCAGCUGUCAAUGGAAGCGCAGGUCAAUUCUGUGUCCAGGGCAGCUGUUUACCAGCUCAAUCUGGUACGCAGGCUAAGACCCUAUCUGCCCUUAGACUGUAUUGCCAGAGUAGUGUAUGCUCCAGUUAUCUCCUGUUUGGACUACUGCAAUGCGCUCUACGUGGGGCUACCUGUGUAAGUGGUCCCGAAACUGCAACUAAUCCAGAAUGCGGCGGCUAGACUGGUGACAGGAGGAGAGUCUCCACCCCCAUCGUUCUGCCUGGACAUGGAGGUCCAGUACCAAGAGCCUUCUGGCGGUUGCCUCACUCCGAGAAGUGAAGUUACUCCCUGUGGAAUACCCUCCCACCAGAUGUCAAAGGAAAAAACAGCCACCAGGCUUUAAAAGACAUCUGAAGGCUGCCCUGUUUAGGGAAGCUUUUAAUAUCUGAAGGACUAUUGUAUUUCAAUAUUUUGUUGGAAGCCACCAAGAGUGGCUCUGCCGCAGGGAAAGCCAGCCAGAUGGGUGUGGCAUAAAUUAUUGUUAUUAUUGUUGCUGUUGCUAUUAUUAUUACUGAAAACAAACACUGCCAAAUUCUUUUCUGUACAUCCAAAGACUUGACAGUAAUCUUCACUUCCCAGGAAAUCUGGUAAAACCUGAGUGGAAAACUCCAUACAUUUAUAUGGUUUCCCGCCUGUGUGAAUUUUCUUAUGGAUAGUAAGGUCUUCACUCCCUCUGAAGCUCUUUCCACGUUUCAUAAAUCUGGCUUUCCCCAUGUGAGUCAGAGGAUGUUUCCUAAGGUUCCAUAUUGACUUAAGCUUCUCCACUGUGGGAGUUCGCCAAUGUAAUGUAAGUUUAUCCUUCCUGUUGAAGCUCUUCCCACAUUCAAUACGUUCCAAUGGUUUCUCCCCUGUAUGAGUUAGUUGGUGUAUUCUAAGUGCUCUACUUUUGCUGCAGCUCCUUCCACAUGCCAUACAUUAAAAUGGUUUCUUCCCCAUGUGUUAGUUGGUGUCUUAUAAGUUGUCGAUAUGGACUGAAGCUCUUUCCACAUUCUUUCCACAUUCAGUACAUUUAAAUGGCUUCUCCGGUGUGAGUUCGUUGAUGUUUCCUAAAGUGUCCAUUUUGACUGAAGCUCCUUCCACAUUCAAUACAUUUAAAUGGUUUCUCCCCCGUGUGAGUUUGUUGGUGUAUUCUAAGUGUUCCAUUUUGACUGAAGCUCUUCCCCCUUUCAAUACAUUUAAAUGGUUUCUCCCCUGUGUGAGUUCGUUGGUGUAUUCUAAGUGUUCCAUUUUGACUGAAGCUCUUCCCCCUUUCAAUACAUUUAAAUGGUUUCUCCCCCGUGUGAGUUCGUUGAUGUCUUCUAAGUUUUCCAUUUUGACUGAAGCACUUUCCACAUUCAAUACAUUUAAAUGGUGUCUCCCCGUGUGAGUUUGUUGAUGUUGUCUAAGGUUUCCACUAUCAUUGAAGCUCUUUCCACAUUCAAUACAUUCAAAUGGUUUCUCCCCUGUGUGAGUUCGUUGAUGUCUUCUAAGUGUUCCAUUUUGACUGAAGCACUUUCCACAUUCAAUACAUUUAAAUGGUGUCUCCCCCGUGUGAGUUUGUUGAUGUUGUCUAAGGUUUCCACUAUCAUUGAAGCUCUUUCCACAUUCAAUACAUUCAAAUGGUUUAUCCCCUGUGUGAGUUCGUUGGUGCAAUCUAAGUGUUCCAUUUUGACUGAAGCACUUUCCACAUUCAAUACAUUUAAAUGGUUUCUCCCCCGUGUGAGUUCCUUCGUGUAUUCUAAGGUUUCCAUUUUGACUGAAGCUUUUUCCACAUUUAAUACAUUUAAAUGGUUUCUCCCCCGUGUGAGUUUGUUGGUGUAUUCUAAGUGUUCCAUUUCGACUGAAGCUCUUUCCACAUUCUAUACAUUUAAAUGGUUUCUCCCCCGUGUGAGUUCGUUGAUGUCUUCUAAGGUCUCCACUUCCACUGAAGCUCUUUCCACAUUCAAUACAUUCAAAUGGUUUCUCCCCCAUGUGAGUUCGUUGGUGUCUUCUAAGGUUUCCAUAUCGACUGAAGGUCUUUCCACAUUCAAUACAUUUAAAUGGUUUCUCCCCCGUGUGAGUUCGUUGGUGCAAUCUAAGUGUUCCAUUUUGACUGAAGCUCUUUCCACAUUCAAUACAUUUAAAUGGUUUCUCCCCCGUGUGAGUUCCUUCGUGUAUUUGAAGGUGUUCAUUUCUACUAAAGCUAUUUCCACAUUCAAUACAUUUAAAUGGUUUCUCCCCCGUGUGAGUUCGUUGAUGUCUUCUAAGGUCUCCACUUCCACUGAAGCUCUUUCCACAUUCAAUACAUUCAAAUGGUUUCUCCCCCAUGUGAGUUCGUUGGUGUCUUCUAAGGUUUCCAUAUCGACUGAAGCUCUUUCCACAUUCAAUACAUUCAAAUGGUUUCUCCCCUGUGUGAGUUCGUUGGUGUAUUCUAAGUGUUCCAUUUCGACUGAAGCUCUUUCCACAUUCAAUACAUUCAAAUGGUUUCUCCCCUAUGUGAGUUCGUUGGUGUAUUCUAAGUGUUCCAUUUUGACUAAAGCUCUUUCCACAUUCAAUACAUUUAAAUAGUUUCUCCCCUGUGUGAGUUCGUUGAUGUCUUCUAAGUUUUCCAUUUUGACUGAAGCACUUUCCACAUUCAAUACAUUUAAAUGGUGUCUCCCCCGUGUGAGUUUGUUGAUGUUGUCUAAGGUUUCCACUAUCAUUGAAGCUCUUUCCACAUUCAAUACAUUCAAAUGGUUUCUCCCCCGUGUGAGUUCGUUGGUGCAAUCUAAGUGUUCCAUUUUGACUGAAGCACUUUCCACAUUCAAUACAUUUAAAUGGUUUCUCCCCCAUGUGAGUUCGUUGGUGUCUUCUAAGGUUUCCAUAUCGACUGAAGCUAUUUCCACAUUCAAUACAUUUAAAUGGUUUCUCCCCCGUGUGAGUUCGUUGAUGUCUUCUAAGGUCUCCACUUCCACUGAAGCUCUUUCCACAUUCAAUACAUUCAAAUGGUUUCUCCCCCGUGUGAGUUCGUUGAUGUCUUCUAAGGUCUCCACUUCCACUGAAGCUCUUUCCACAUUCAAUACAUUCAAAUGGUUUCUCCCCUGUGUGAGUUCGUUGGUGUAUUCUAAGUGUUCCAUUUCGACUGAAGCUCUUUCCACAUUCAAUACAUUCAAAUGGUUUCUCCCCUAUGUGAGUUCGUUGGUGUAUUCUAAGUGUUCCAUUUUGACUGAAGCUCUUUCCACAUUCAAUACAUUUAAAUGGUUUCUCCCCUGUGUGAGUUCGUUGAUGUCUUCUAAGUUUUCCAUUUUGACUGAAGCACUUUCCACA